Messenger RNA from Spirodela intermedia, 1910 nucleotides. The record is from the annotation of a GenBank genome assembly. Lineage: Eukaryota; Viridiplantae; Streptophyta; Magnoliopsida; Alismatales; Araceae.
AUGGGCAAGAAUGGCCUGUCGUGGAGGUCUUGCUUCUCCUGCUACGGAAAGGUCCGGGACAGCCCCUCGCCGGGGAGAGACGAGAAGAGGACGACCAGACAGAAAUCGCAACGGGGAAGAUCCCCCCAGCAGCUCUCCUCCUCCGACUUGAGCAACGUGACGUCGCUUUUCUCGCCGGAGGACCUCUCGCUGUCGCUCGCCGGCUCCAACAUCUACUCCUUCACCGUGGCCGAGCUAAAGGCGGUGACCCAGAACUUCUCCACCAGCCACUUGAUCGGAGAAGGCGGCUUCGGUCAGGUCUACAAGGGCUACGUGGACGACAAGCUCCGGCCGGGGCUCAAGGCUCAGCCGGUCGCCGUUAAGCUCAUGGACCAGGACGGCCUUCAGGGUCACCGGGAGUGGCUGGUAAGCUUCGCAAUUCGGUGUACAUCCGCAGAAUGGAGAGAGAUUAUAUCCUGUCUAUCGUUUGCUCACCCUUCUUCUCCCUCUGCGCAGGCGGAGGUGAUCUUCCUCGGGCAACUGAGGCACAAGCACCUGGUGAAAUUGAUAGGCUACUGCUGCGAGGACGAGAACAGGCUCCUCGUCUACGAGUUCAUGGCCCGUGGAAGCUUGGAGAACCACCUCUUCAGAAGUAGGCUCCGACGUCCUAAAAAACAUCCUAAUCUCACGAAAUUCGCAGCAUAAUGAUCUGGUUCUGACCAAAUCUCGUCUCCUCGCAGGGUUCUUCGCAUCGCUGCCAUGGAAGACGAGGAUCAAGAUCGCCGUCGGCGCCGCCAAAGGCCUCACCUUCCUCCACGAAGCAGAGAAACCGGUCAUCUACCGCGACUUCAAGGCUUCCAACAUCCUACUCGAGUCGGUAAGUCCCCUUCCCCUCUCCUUCCCGCUCCACCCUGCCAAUCAAGAAAGACGCUCCGUUGCAAACCUUCUGCAGUCCGGUCAAUGCCAAACUUUGACCAUCGGGUGCAGAUGAUGCCAGCGUGGCUACUACCCGACAAAGAAGAAAAAAAACCUAGAAGGGCAUCUCACACAGAUUGCGUAUAGGGAGAAAAUAGUAGACAAAACAAUGCCCACCACCUGUUUGUAGAAAUGCGGAACUGAUCGAUCGUCUUCGACUCUCUCUGUUUCUGCAGGAUUACACCGCCAAGCUUUCAGACUUCGGCCUGGCCAAGGACGGGCCCGAGGGGGAGAACACCCACGUAUCGACCCGCGUGAUGGGCACGCAGGGUUACGCCGCGCCGGAGUAUAUCAUGACCGGUGAGCUUCUUCCUCCUCCUCGCCUCUACCUCUCCUCGUCGCCGGGAUUUUGAUCUGACUCUGAGGGUCCGUCGCGUGUUGCAGGGCAUCUGACAUCGAAGAGCGACGUCUACAGCUUCGGCGUGGUGCUGCUGGAGCUGCUCUCCGGGCGGCGGUCGGUGGAUAAGAGCAGGCCCAACAGGGAGCAGAACCUGGUCGAGUGGGCGCGGCCAUGGCUGAACGACCCGCGGAGGUUCUCCCGCAUAAUGGACCCCAAUCUCGACGGGCAGUACUCCACCAAGGGCGCGCAGAGGGUGGCGGCGCUGGCCGCCCUCUGCCUGAGCAACUCCCCCAAGAACAGGCCUACCAUGAAGGCCAUCAUCGAGACUCUGGAGCCCAUCCUGGAGCUGGCCGACGACCAGCCCACCGGCACCUUCGUCUACACGGCGGCGCCGCAGAACGGCGGCGGCGACGCCGGCAAGGCGACCCCCCGGGGAGACGAAGCGGAGAGGCACCGAGAGAGGGAGCCGCCGCGAGAGAACGGGAAUCAACCGCCCCAUCGCCACAAUCAGAACCAGGGAAGCAGGAACAGAAACCGGUCCCACAGGUCGGCGAGCUACACCGACACCGCCCUCUACAUGAACUCUCCCCGUCAGAUCCGCGGAAGGGCGGCCUAA